AUGGAUUCGGAAGACGGGGAGUUGUUCGUAAAGCAACUGGCCAGCUUCGUGCGCACGCACGAAAAGGCUCUCGCCAACGCUUUGCAAUUCCGAAGACAGGCAGCAUCUCGCCAUGGCUCCUCUCAGAGCGUUAGCUCCAUCCCCACGCCCCAGUCCCCCGUGGUCCCCGAACGGCCUUCGACUUCGGCCUCGACCUCAAACGGCCUCGCAUCCGCCCUGUCUCUCGGCUCUCUGAGCUUUACCACCCACAACGUUAAGUCGGCAAAGCUGGCCUUGACGCCACACCAUCUGUUUUACCUACUGUCUCGAUUCGAAGAACUCGCCAUUCCUGUUGGCCCGAUGAAGAUCCGUCUCGAGAACCUACACGACAGCUCUACCUCGGCCAACUACGUUUCCUUUUUGAGCAACACCCAACGAUCCCGAAGCCGAGGCUCUGAUGUUGGGUCCAUACACUCCGUGUCUAGCGUCCGGAGCGUCAUGUCAGGCAUGUCUGCUCUCUGGACAAGCUUCGGCAUCGGUGCCAGCAUUUCAGCUGCGCGAACGGAGCGACAAAAAGCCGCAAUACAGGCCGACCUGAAAUAUCUCUACUCGGCGUUCACCAAGAUACCCUGCCUGAAACUUGCGCCCGACUGGCGCGCUCGAUUAAUCCGCGGCUACGAAGAGUUCCCGUUCGAUUCCGCUGUCCCGUUGUAUGUCUUCAAGAACGUGCAAGCCCUUGAAGUGAACAGCAUCGACUUCAGACAAUUUUUUGGCUGGGAUCGCUUGGCCGAGCAGCUGAGAUCGCUGACGCUUAAGCGCGCCGGCGUUGAGGACCCCGCCGACAUCCUUAUUGACAUCGUGCUCGACGACAUGGACAAAAGGCGUAGAAGAACUUCGAAGCAGCAAUCUUCGCCAACUACACCCUGGCCCGCCAGCUCUAGCCCUCGCAGGAGUCCCGUUAUCCCGCACGCUGAUCUUCACAAGUCGACCUCGGUGCCGGGUUCUCCAGAUCCUCGAAACUCAAUCGGCGACUUGGGUAUCGGUUCUUUGUUGAACACACAUGACCACGCCGUUGACGAGACAGCUGGUGAAGGCAGGCGGCCAUCCCUGGCUAGAGCCGAAACGUUCGAAGCCAUGUCGCCGCCCAAGGGAACAAGACCGCGCAGCAACUCGCCAACUCGUCCCGCCAGCUCUCGCAAUCCCUCGCACAUGAGAGGGGGACACAAGGUUCGCCGCUCUGGUUCGGGUAGCUCGCACUCGAGCCUAUCGGACUCAUGGCACCACAGUCGUGCCGGGAGCUCCUCGAACCUAUUGAACAUGGGGGCUUUGCCAGCGUCGAAAUGGCGAUUCUUGAAGCACCUCAGUUUGGCCGACAACUCUAUGACCUCGAUUCCCGCUACGAGCUUGGUGCCCCUUGCAAACACACUUCACUCCCUGGACUUGUCGUCAAACCUGUUUACUCAGAUUCCCGACAGUCUGGCCACCCUUACCGCACUUCGCGCACUCAACCUCUCGCAUUGUAUGAUUGACGGGCUCCACUCUCUGACGCGCAACCCCCUCCCGGCCAUCUCGGCUCUCAACCUCCGAGCAAACCGGUUGCAAUCAAUUGCCGGCAUCGAGAAGUUGUAUCCCCUUGAGCGGCUGGACCUCCGAGACAAUCGCUUGUCAGACCCCUUGGAGCUUGCUAGAUUGACUGGCAUUCCUGACAUCCGGGAGAUCUGGGUUGAGGGUAACCCCUUCACCCGCACUCACAAGGACUACCGCAUUACCAUAUUCAACCUCUUCCGCAAAACUCCGGGCUACACUGAGGACAUUGUCAUUGACAAUAGUGGCCCCACCUACUCGGAGAGGAGAUACCUGGUGGAACGUACACCGAUCCCUGCCGCCGUGCCGGUCGUCAAACCCACUCCCGCUAACAUCCCAGCUGUUGAUGUCAGCAAGCCAGCCAUCAUCUACGACAUCCCGAAGGAGCCCUCUGUUCUGCGCAAGGAACGGCCGAUACCCAAGGCUGUCACCAGCGAGGUCAACACCAGUUCUACCCGCCGCCGAAAGACACCAAAGAGGCGAAUCGUGGAUCUCUCGACCACAGAUGCAUCUGCGACUGUGACACCCGGUCUCAUUUCGGCCCCCCACGGUGACGUCAAGGCUCACGCAGUAGAUGCCACGGCUACUGCAGCUGGUUCAGAAAUGCAUUACCGCAUCUCCCAGGCCCCCGAAAUCCCUACUCUGCCCUCGGUGAUGCUCUCUGAGAGUCGGAAACCCAACUCCCAACCCGAGGUGCCCCGCAUCGACACCAGCGUGGUUCCCGAGCUUCUGCCCAUCUAUACAACCCGUGAGACCCCGCCAGACUCUCAGGACUGGGACGUCAGCGGGGAGAUGUACCGCCGGAAGAUCGAAGCGCUGCGGGACAAGGUUGGAAAUGGAUACCUCAGUGUGCUCAGUGAGGAGGGCUGGGAUCCCUCCCGCCCGCCAACAUACUCGGUGCCAGAUUUCAGCCCAGCCUCGACUGUUCGGCCUAGUCCUACAACCCCUCGGACUACUUCACAUCACCCUCCGGCUAUCCACAGUGGCCGCACCCUUGGCUAA
Molecule: messenger RNA, 2565 nt
Organism: Colletotrichum higginsianum IMI 349063
Lineage: Eukaryota; Fungi; Ascomycota; Sordariomycetes; Glomerellales; Glomerellaceae
Product: Leucine rich repeat domain-containing protein
Exons: 2
Coding region: 1-2565 (854 amino acids)
Cellular component (GO): cytoplasm
Molecular function (GO): protein kinase binding
Source: RefSeq, a predicted model, not a curated record